This is a messenger RNA of Pectinophora gossypiella (pink bollworm), 471 nucleotides long. Its product is annotated as piggyBac transposable element-derived protein 2-like. The record is from RefSeq and is a predicted model, not a curated record. The coding region runs from base 1 to 471 and encodes 156 amino acids. Lineage: Eukaryota; Metazoa; Arthropoda; Insecta; Lepidoptera; Gelechiidae. The transcript has a single exon.
AUGAAACCUCCAUAUUCUAAUUUGCUGAAAGAAGCUGGCCCUGACCAUUAUUAUGAUCUAUUGGUGCCUGAAGAAAUUCUUGAAAUGAUUGCUGAGCAGACAAAUUUGUUCGCAAGUCAAAACAUCACAGCCAGGCAAACAAAGCCUGGAUCAAGGUCUCAUUCAUGGAAGCCAACAAACAAGACAGAAAUAAAACAGUUUCUUGGGCUGGUCUUGUUUAUGGGCGUAGUAAAGCUGCCGAAAUUAGCUUAUUAUUGGAGCAAAGACAAGAUACUUGGACAAACUUUUCCAGCCACCGUUAUGAGUAGGAACCGCUUCGAGUUACUACUGCAAUACCUACACUUUAGCAACAAUUUAUCUGUCGACAGAAACGAUCGUAUUGCCAAAAUAAGACCUUUAAUCGAUGCUCUCAAUGCUACUUUCCAGAAAUAUUAUUCGCCUAAAGAAGAUGUUUGUGUGGAUGAAAGCUAA